AUGGCCGAGGCAUACGCAUUGUCAGCUACUCACAAGGAGAUGCUCGAGAAGUCGCUUCUCGACUCUGAUCCCGAGGUCGCUGAGAUCAUGAAACACGAGAUCCAGCGUCAGCGCGAGUCCAUCAUCCUUAUCGCCUCCGAGAAUGUCACGUCUCGGGCUGUCUUCGAUGCCCUUGGUUCGCCUAUGUCGAACAAAUACUCCGAGGGCUACCCAGGCAAGCGCUACUACGGUGGAAACCAGCACAUUGACGAGAUUGAGCUCCUCUGCCAGCGCCGUGCUCUUGCUGCCUUCAACCUCACAGAGGACAAGUGGGGUGUCAACGUUCAGUGCUUGAGUGGCAGCCCUGCCAACCUUCAGGUUUACCAGGCCAUCAUGCCUCCACAUGGCAGGCUCAUGGGUCUGGAUCUCCCUCACGGUGGCCACUUGAGCCACGGCUACCAGACUCCCCAGCGAAAGAUUUCUGCCGUCUCGACAUACUUCGAGACCAUGCCUUACCGUGUUGACCUUGAGACUGGCAUCAUCGACUACGACCAGCUCGAGAAGAACGUGGUCCUGUACAGGCCCAAGAUUCUGGUGGCCGGUACAUCCGCCUACUGUCGCCUGAUCGACUACGAGCGCAUGCGUAAGAUCGCUGACCUCGUGGGCGCUUACUUGGUCGUCGACAUUGCUCACAUUUCUGGCCUCGUCGCCUCGGGUGUGAUCCCCUCGCCAUUCCUUCACGCCGAUGUUGUUACUACCACCACGCACAAGUCCCUCCGCGGUCCUCGUGGUGCCAUGAUCUUCUUCCGCAGGGGUGUUCGUUCCGUCGACCCAAAGACCGGCAAGGAGACUAUGUAUGACCUCGAGGAGCCCAUCAACUUCUCGGUCUUCCCCGGUCACCAGGGCGGCCCUCACAACCACACCAUCACUGCUCUGGCUGUCGCCCUCAAGCAAGCAGCCACGCCCGAGUUCAAGGCCUACCAGCAGCAGGUCGUCGACAACGCCAAGGCGUUGGAGAACAGCUUCAAGGAGCUUGGCCACAAGCUCGUCUCGGACGGCACCGACUCUCACAUGGUCUUGGUUGACCUGCGCGCCCACUCCCUGGACGGUGCUCGUGUUGAGGCUGUCCUGGAGCAGAUCAACAUCGCCUGCAACAAGAACAGUAUUCCCGGCGACAAGAGCGCUCUGACCCCCUGCGGUAUCCGUAUCGGUACCCCAGCCAUGACCAGCCGUGGCUUUGGCGUAGAGCACUUCCAGCGUGUCGCCAAAUACAUCGACGAGAGCAUCAAGAUUUGCAAGGAUGUCCAGGCUGCUCUGCCCAAGGAGGCCAACAAGCUCAAAGACUUCAAGGCCAAGGUUGCUUCGGGCGAGGUCUCCAGGAUUAACGAGCUUAAGAAAGAGAUCGCGGCCUGGUGCCAAACCUUCCCUCUGCCAGUUGAGGGUUGGCGCACCGACGCCGGCAUCUAA
Pyricularia pennisetigena is the source of this 1446-nucleotide messenger RNA. RefSeq lists its product as uncharacterized. Bases 1 to 1446 code for a protein of 481 amino acids. NCBI's taxonomy places the organism in Eukaryota, Fungi, Ascomycota, Sordariomycetes, Magnaporthales, Pyriculariaceae. Gene Ontology annotation, cellular component: cytoplasm. Gene Ontology annotation, biological process: L-serine catabolic process; folic acid metabolic process; tetrahydrofolate interconversion. Gene Ontology annotation, molecular function: serine binding; glycine hydroxymethyltransferase activity; cobalt ion binding. The transcript is spliced from 4 exons. The record is from RefSeq and is a predicted model, not a curated record.